AUGGGUUCCCAACAAACUGGAGCUCUUGGAAUUGAAGGGUCCGAUCGGCAGAACGCCAUUCACAGCAGUCCGGACCAGAUGGAAAGCCUUGUCUUGCCCUCCACUUCACUCAAAACUCAUCCUUCAGAAGGUCAUCUGGUCGUUCGUGACAAGACCGAGCUGCUUCCUGCUCUUUGCCUACAAACAGCCUGGUCCAAGAGCACGGAUUCCCAGCGCCGGCUACGGAGGCCCCGCCCCUCUCACGGAGGUCCCGCCCCUCCCACAUGGGUCCCGCCCCUCGGGCAAGGCGCAGGCUCCACCUCACGAGAGCCCCGCCCCUCCUGUAGAGCGGGCCGCGCCACACUGCGGGCUCCUUCUCCAGGACGGGCCAGUGAGGACGCUGCAGGACUGGGCGCCAUGGUUGUGUCCGGGCUCGCCGGGUGUCUUGGUCGCGCUCCGGCCGCAGCUUGGAGAGCGGCAAGAGUCCCCCUUCUGUGUCACUCUUGGAGGAAAACAAGUUCUUCUCAAGACGGAAAAUCGGAACCUAUCAAACAAUCCCUUAAGAAGCCAAAGUUACCAGAAGGUCGUUUUGAUGCACCAAAAGAUACCUAUUUAGAGAAAGAACCACUAACAAAGUUUCCAGAUGAUGUUAAUCCUAUUACCAAAGAAAAAGGUGGACCCAGGGGCCCAGAACCUACCCGAUACGGAGAUUGGGAACGAAAAGGACGCUGUAUUGAUUUUUAAGCCAUGUAUUCUUUAACUUCAAUAUCUUUUUCUGAAUACACACAUCUGAACUUAUUUCUGACUGUUUUCUGUAUGUCCUUUAAUCAUCGAAUUUCUAUAAUGUGUUUUAAAAUAUAUAUGAUGGAUUUGGAAGAAAAUAUGCUGCUCUAAAUUAGGAAAGAGGAAAUAUGUCUGCAUUAGCACAUUAAUUUUAAUUUAAAUGUUUUUGGGUUAUAAGUGAUGAUUAGAACUGUAAACUUCUUUCAUCAUGUUUUAGUUUAAUCAGUUGCUCAUAAAAUGCAAAUGUAAAUAAAGCAACUUUUUUUUAAUGAUCCAUUGCCUUGUGUUAGGUAAUUUUGACUUUUUAAAUACAAGUUAAGCAGUGCAUUUUAUUUGAGAAUUCCCCAGUAACAACAGAAAGUCUUUAACUUGGAGCCAGAUUACUUGGGUACAAAUCCUGGCUCUACUGCUUACUAGCUAUGUGCCCUUGAGUGACUCAUCUAACUUCUCUGUGCUUCAGCAUCCUCAUAUGUAAGUUGGGUAUAAUGCUAGUCCUACUUCACAGGGCAGUUGAGAAGAUUUAACAAAUAAAUACCUGUAAACAAAAUAAAUACCUGUAACAGUACAGAGCACUGUACUGUUAGUGUUAACUAUCCUUAAAUCACAAAUGUACUUUUCCAAGCCUCUAGGCUUCCUUGGAGAAAAGGUUAAGAAACCAAAAUUUGAAAUACUUUAAUUGAAAUUGUUUCAUAUGACCAUAACAUUAAAAGUCAUCGGUUGGGAAAUUAGUGAUUAUUUGCAUAGGUGAAAUGAGCUGAAAGAUAUAUUAGUGUUUGAAACAUAAAAUUCAGGUGUAGAGGGCAAAUAUGAAAAAAACAGGGCAUAGAAUGGACCAGCUUAGUCAGUUUUGAUGACUCAAUAGCUCCUACCUCUGUGGCCUCUGGAUAACUAACUGGGUCAGGAAAGUCAAGUCCAGUUUAAGAUCUGGAAUGAAGGAAGGAUGAGAGCUGCUGCACCUCCCUUAAGGCAUCCUUUGCUGUCCUGCGGCCUCACUCAGUCACAGAUUGGGCCUUCAGCCCUCAGGCUGCACUUAAAUUAGGAAGCAAGGGUUUACGAAGCCUAUAGGAGACAGAAUGCAGUGGGCUGAUAAUUGUAUGAUAUGAAUGAUAAGUGCAAUG
This is a messenger RNA of Pteronotus mesoamericanus, 1880 nucleotides long. It is a transcript of the gene SDHAF4, whose product is annotated as succinate dehydrogenase complex assembly factor 4. The transcript is spliced from 5 exons. Lineage: Eukaryota; Metazoa; Chordata; Mammalia; Chiroptera; Mormoopidae. The record is from RefSeq and is a predicted model, not a curated record. Gene Ontology annotation, cellular component: mitochondrion. The coding region runs from base 1 to 723 and encodes 240 amino acids. Gene Ontology annotation, biological process: mitochondrial respiratory chain complex II assembly.